Chanos chanos (milkfish) is the source of this 1306-nucleotide messenger RNA. RefSeq names its product translocase of inner mitochondrial membrane 17 homolog A (yeast) (gene timm17a). NCBI's taxonomy places the organism in Eukaryota, Metazoa, Chordata, Actinopteri, Gonorynchiformes, Chanidae. Gene Ontology annotation, cellular component: TIM23 mitochondrial import inner membrane translocase complex. The transcript has 6 exons. Gene Ontology annotation, biological process: protein import into mitochondrial matrix. The coding region runs from base 16 to 516 and encodes 166 amino acids. Gene Ontology annotation, molecular function: transmembrane protein transporter activity. The record is from RefSeq and is a predicted model, not a curated record.
CAGGAAAAGAACAAAAUGGAGGAGUACGCAAGGGAGCCAUGCCCCUGGAGGAUUGUCGACGACUGUGGGGGUGCUUUCACCAUGGGGGCCAUCGGAGGAGGGAUCUUUCAGGCUGUGAAGGGAUUUAGAAAUUCCCCAGCUGGAAUGGGCCAUAGGCUGAGAGGCAGCAUGACUGCUAUCAGGACCAGAGCCCCUCAGCUUGGAGGAAGCUUUGCUGUAUGGGGUGGGCUCUUCUCCAUGAUCGACUGUGGACUAGUGAAAGUACGGGGCAAAGAGGACCCUUGGAACUCAAUAACAAGUGGAGCCAUGACUGGUGCUAUCCUUGCUGCAAGAAAUGGGCCAGUGGCUAUGGUGGGUUCUGCAGCAAUGGGAGGCAUUCUGCUGGCUUUGAUAGAGGGAGCUGGAAUCUUGCUCACUAGGUUUGCCUCAUCACAAUUCCCAACUGGUCCACAGUUUGCUGAGGAACCAGCCCCCAUGCCUUCUCCCUCUUUUGGUGACUACAGACAGUACCAGUGACAGGACACUCACUCUCAUGGCCUUUUUUAUUCCAUGAACUUAUGUCUGGGACACCCAGGUUACACUGGGAAACAGUGGGGAAAUAUGUAAAAAGUACAUGUAAAAAUGCAACAUAAAAUGGGCUGUUUGAGAAGGAAAGGGUGAAUUCAGACUUCAAUUCUCCUGGAGUUACUUACAGAAUGCCUUUUGCCAUUCUCAGCCUUGUCUUUUGCUUGUAGUUCACCUUAAUUAAUUUGAAGUGUCCACAAUUUGGACAAGGGAACAGUUCUCUCCAGUCUGAGGGUUAGAUUUUUUUUUUUGUCUCCAGUUCUUUUAUCUUUGCAUGUGAACAUAUCAACACAAUGAUGACAUACAAGCUGAAAGUAUUGGUGACUCAGGCAUUUUUUUCAAGGUCAUGUCUGCCUGUUCAGAUACCUGUAGUAUGUCCGUGUUUUUGUGUGUGUACAGAAGCUUUCUGCAUGUCUGUUUUUUUCCCCCUCUUUUUUUGCCUUAAUGUACACGGUCUGAUAGGCCUCAAUGUCCUUGAAUCAUUCACAUUUUUAUUUCUUUUGAGGAUAGUUAUUUAUUUUUUAAGAGAGAUACAACUAUUCUGGAGAGACUUUUAUUUAAUGUUGUGCUUUGCACUGAUUUGGGACAUUAGGUGUACUAUUGGCAAAGGAUUGAACUGAGACAAGAGGUUUUUGGUGUGUACCAAUGGACAAACUUCCAAUAGUUUUUUUUUUUCAAGGGAUUGAUGUGAAGUAUGUUGGAAGAAAUACUACAAACAUGAAUAAAAUUCACCAUAAACACA